Messenger RNA from Thrips palmi, 5638 nucleotides. RefSeq names its product zinc finger protein 1 (gene zfh1). The record is from RefSeq and is a predicted model, not a curated record. Gene Ontology annotation, biological process: anatomical structure development; regulation of transcription by RNA polymerase II. The coding region runs from base 177 to 3059 and encodes 960 amino acids. Lineage: Eukaryota; Metazoa; Arthropoda; Insecta; Thysanoptera; Thripidae. Gene Ontology annotation, molecular function: DNA-binding transcription factor activity, RNA polymerase II-specific; RNA polymerase II cis-regulatory region sequence-specific DNA binding. The transcript is spliced from 8 exons.
CGGCGCCGUGAGGCGGUGGAAGGGGUGCGCACGCUUACGCAGGGCAGGUUUUGUUUGCUCUCCUGGCUGUGAUGCAGUCAGUAGGCCAUGGUUGCCCGCAGCGAGAAGACUAUGUACGGCUGCUAUCCCGAUAGCUACUCGUAUCGGCUCUGGAGUCUAGCUAACGUGUGGAGUACAUGCCAACUGCUGCCUACCGGUGUGCCAGCCGUGUCCACCGUGUCCACCACGUCAAGAGCGAAGAUGGCCCAUUGACAAUGUGGCCCCUUCAACAUUUUCUCCUGCAACACCACCGAGACCGGCUCAACUCCAUCGCCGUCUCCAAGCAUACCAUGGUGCCCCUGUCGUCCGAGGAUGAACACGGCGGCCCCAUGGGCCCGGGACCCGUCCCCAUGGGCCCCGGCAGCGGCCCGGGCAGCGGCCCCGGCGUGCCCACGGUGGUGGACGCGGACCGCGACCACCGCGACGUGGAGCCGACACUGCUCAACUGCCAGCACUGCCACAAGGGAUGCCGCGGCUUCCAGGAGCUGGCCGAGCACAUGGAGCAGGCCCACCCGCUGGCGCACGCCGGCCACCUCCGCCGCAGCCCGGGCCCCGGGCCGCCGUUCGCCAGCCCCAUCAACUCGCUGAACGGGGCCGUGUCGCCGCCCCAGGUGCUGCCGCGCGCCAAGCUGCCGCAGGGCCCCCAGGGCCCCCACGCGUGCUCGCAGUGCAACUCGGCCUUCGCCACGCGCGACCAGCUGGAGAAGCACGAGCUGGUGCACUCGCCCAACAUCCAAGUGUCGUGCAAGGUGUGCAACAAGACUUUCGCCAACGUGUACCGGCUGCAGAGGCACAUGAUCUCCCACGACGAGAGCGCCGUGCUGCGCAAGUUCAAGUGCCCCGAGUGCGAGAAGGCCUUCAAGUUCAAGCACCACCUCAAGGAGCACAUCCGCAUCCACAGCGGCGAGAAGCCCUUCGAGUGUGCAAACUGCGGCAAGCGCUUCUCGCACUCCGGCUCCUACUCCAGCCACAUGACGUCCAAGAAGUGCCUCGUGAUGAACCUCAAGGUGUCGCGCGCCAACCCCAAGGGCGGCGGCCAGACGCUGCCGCGCAACAAGCGCGCCCCCAUCAACAACAAUAACAAUAACAACAACAAUAAUAACAACAACAACACCGCAUUCCCUAUGCUGCCCAAGUACGCCGGCGACGGCAUCAACCCGUUCUAUCAGUUCUACCCGCUGCCGGGCAUGGCGGGCAUGCACCCGUACCAGAUCCUGCUGGAGCAGCUGCAGGCCAACGCCAACGCGGCGCAGAUGCCCUCGCGGAGCCCCAUCGUGAGCCCGUGCCCCAGCCAGGGCCGCAGCAACAGCCCGGGGCACAGCCGCAGCCCCAGCCCCGGCAACGACGGCCACAGCCCCAGCGCCAGCAUGCCGCCACACAGCCCUCGCAGCCCCCGGAGCCCCCACAGCGUGCGCAGCACCGACCAGGACGACGACGAAGACCACCACCACGACUUGUCCGCCGCGCUCGAGGUGAACAUCGAGGAGCCCGGCAUCAAGUCUGAGCCCGAGGACGGCGACGGCAGCGUGGCACCCGCGGCGGAGGGCGAGGAGGCCGCGGCCGACCAGAAGCCCAACGUGCACCUGGACCGCAUCCUGGCGACGGUGAGCGCCAACGUGCUGAGCAAGUCGUUCCUGGACGGCAAGGCGCAGCACGCGCAGCACGCGCAGCAGGUGCCGGGGCUGCCCGGCGGCCGCGCGUCGCCCCAGUGCAGGGCGUGCCAGUACUGCCGCCUCGUCAUCGCCAGCCCCAUCGAGCUGCACCAGCACGAGAGCUACCUCUGCCCCGCGCGCGGCGACCUGGACGCCGUCGCCCUGAGCGAGGGGCUGGCCGCCAAGCUGGAGGACGUGGCCACGCUGCCCGGCCAGCAGCACAACAACCACAGCGGCUCUGAGGACGAACUGACCGACCACGACCAGGACGGGCGCAAGGUGCGGGUGCGGUCGCAGAUCACGGACAGCCAGCUGGCCAUCCUCAAGCCCUACUACACGUCCAACCCGCGGCCCAAGCGCGAGGAGCUGAUUCGCCUGGCCGACCUCGUCAAGCUCCCGCAGCGGGUCGUGCAGGUGUGGUUCCAGAACACGCGCGCCCGGGACCGGCGCGAGGGCCGCCUCAUCAGCGGUGCCGGCGCGGCGUCCAGCGCGGCCUCCUUGCCCACCUCCCCGCCGCCCGCCGUGCCGGCCGUGCCGGCCGCCUUGCAGCAGGGGCCGCUGUCGGAGCAGCCGCUCGACCUCUCCACCAAGAAGUGGCCCACGCCGUACUCCGUCCACUCGCCGCCGCCGAGCCCGUCGGCGCGGUCCCACUCGGCCAACUCAGAGGACGGCGUCAUGAACUUGUCCCGCAAGUCGCGCGCCGACUCCCCGGCCAACUCGCUGUCGCCCCCGCCGGCGUGCCAGCCGUCCGGGCCGGUCGCCUUCCGCCCCAUGUACCCCAUGUACCCGCGGUCGCCCAGCCCGCCGUCGUGGCGCCUCGGCCUCAAGCGGCCCUUCCCCGACUUCCUGCUCGGCCUCCCCGGCCUUCCCGGCGGGGCCAACUCGUCCAGCCCCGGCUCCGACCGGCGCUCGUGGAAGCAGUGUGAUACGACGGACGACAUGCCAGAUGAGAACGAUGACUGCUCUGGCAUGGACGAGCUUCAGAUCAAGCGGCGUGCUUUGGAGUCCCUGCCCCCUGGCCUCACCCUGGGCCCACCCCUCUUCCCUGGCUUCGGGGCGGACGGCUCCCCCGGCGCCCUGGACAGCGAGCCGGAGGGACAGUUCGUCUGCAAGCAGUGUGACAAAGUCUUCAGCAAGCAAAGCUCUCUGGCACGCCACAAGUUUGAGCACUCAGGUCAGAGACCACAUAAAUGUGAUGUUUGCCCUAAAGCCUUCAAGCACAAACAUCACUUAACUGAACACAAGAGACUGCACAGUGGAGAAAAACCGUUUCAGUGUCAGAAGUGUUUGAAACGAUUCAGUCACUCAGGCUCAUAUAGUCAACAUAUGAAUCAUCGAUAUUCAUAUUGUAAGCCGUACAGAGAAUAAAAUGUCACAGGACGCUUUUCAAAUCUGACAUUUCUAUAUUUUGCAGGGUUUAAUUUUGGUAUUAGGCAGGAAGCUAAUUAUCGCUUAUGGCUUUAUAGCUUAAGAGUGGUGGUUAUUGUGAUAUUUUGUCAUGAAACCAAAUUUCACUUCAGUGUGCACAGACUUUACUCAGUUACAUAGUUGUACAUGUACAGUGCUUUAUGAAGUACCAAAGAAAUUGCUGCUGCCCUAUUUUGUUUAUUAUGAGGUUCUACCAGUAUAAUGGUUCUUUUCUCUCCCAUAUAGACAUAGAUAGGUGUAUCCCAUGUUCCACUAUGCAUUGAUUGGCACAUUAGAAAAUUAGAGCAGAAUCAAACCCAAAAAGUAUUUGUCCAUGCUAAUUUUUAAAUGCUUUAUGUGGUGGAUUAAAGGUGUCCAUUACACAAAUUGCCUUCAAUACGUGUCUUGUAGAUCAUGCCAUCAGCAGAUUGUGUUGAUUAUCCAUUUUAUUUUUCCAUGACACAUUCAUCCUGUGUUUCUUGCCCUGCCUCAUUGUUCAGCCUUUUGAGACUUCUCACCUUGACACAUUUUUCAAUAGUUUUAGAGCAGUUUUGUUGGUGCAAGACGGUUUACACCAUAAAGUUCAUCAUAUGGCCGAGUGUAAAAAAUCUAGUACAAUGACAAUAUUACAUAGACUUAAAUUAAACAAUUAUACAUUGUAACUUAUAAUGCAAAAUUUUAAUGGAAGAUUUCAUUAUGAAUUUCUCUUUUUAACGCAUGGGGAACAAAAGUGUGGUUUAUCUUUGUGACUCUGUGACUUGUUCCUCUGUUCUUCACCUUUACAAUUCCUAAGGUUUUUUUUUUAUUGUUUAAGGCCUUGUUCUCCUUAUUUCCUCUCUGAAAAAUGUAUUAUUUUUGCAUAGAAUUACAGAUUUAGUUAAGCAUGUAUUAAAUUUGUGCACCCUAGCAGAACACUAAAAUCACCAUGAGGUCAUCAGCCCACGAUGACCCCAAUAGUCACUACUAAAUACUUGAUGGUCUUAAUUUAGAACCAUUUGGAGUUCUUAUGAAGUUGUAUUGACCAGACUGUGAUGCGUACUACUGUUAUGCUAGGGUCCAGAAGAAUGGAAACUUUCACUUUUGUUUAGAGUUACCUCUUUGAUGAUAAUCUAUUUGGAACUUUUUAUUUUUGUUAACUUCAUAAAUGAUAGAUUGCAGUUUUUUUUGUUGUUAUUUUGUUUUGUUUCAAUUUAGUUUGUAGAGUGGAAGUCAUGUAAAAUAGCUGGUGACAAAUUUCAAUUCUUUAAGUAAGAAAACUUCUGUUUCACAAAUCAUUCCAAAGUGUUUUUGCAUGUAGAUAUUUAUCUUAUGGAUGGUUGUAUACAUAUAUAAUGAGUGUGUAUAAAUGAGAGGAUACUCAAAAGUUGAGUAUGUGUGUAUAUUUUAAGCAUCAUGUACAUAGAGGAAUGAGAUGGGUUUGACAAUAAUUUUAUAAAUGAUAAAUUCUGUUACUGAAGGUUUGGCCAUUAAAAUAGAGAUCCUCUCAAAAUAGUGACCAUAUGUUUUUGCUACAAAUAUGAAGACUUGCACAAAAUGACAAUUUUUAUUAACUUAAGUUGUUGUCAAAGUCUAGUGCUUUCCAUCAUGCUCCUUGUGCCUAGUGUGAAAUUGUUCUUUAAAGGUGUUUCUAAUUUUAAAAGUAAUUGUUGAAUGUUCAAUUUUUUAUGCAAAUAUAAUACUUGUGGACUGGACCCAUAAUUGCUAAUGCUUUCCCAUUCCAAUUAGGUAUUGUCAUUAGGUAUUGUUGGCUGUCUUUUCUUGUGUUUUGUAAGCUAGUCAAAGCAAUUAGUCUUUCGUUGUAUCAUGUUUACCGUACUACUUGGUUUGAUAAGUCACUCCUUACUGUAUGUAUGCAUUCCGUAAGUGAUGUGUAUUUGAAGUCUUUUGGAAGGAUACCUUCCAUUUUGUUGAAGUGAAUUCAAGUGCCAAAUGGUGUACAGAUGUAAAAAGGAGUGCUUCCAUUGUAAAUUUAUGCCCUCUGUUGAAAUGAACCAGAUAUUUAUUAAGUUAGCCCAGAUGCGCAUUUGGAAAUUUAGUUUUCUACAAGCAGAAUGUGUUCUGUAAAUUGUAUCAAAUUAUUUAAGGAAGGGUUUUGCUGUUUGGUUGUAAGUUUUUUGUUUUGUUUUUUUAACUUUUCUUUUUAUCCCAAAUUACUUUCUUUUCUCCUUUUUUUAAAAAAUUCCGGUCCAAAAUGUCAUUUGGACGGAUAGAGCUAGUGCCACCAAAGACGAGUGUAAAAUAAAUAUUCGUAUUACCUUUAAGAGUGCAAUUUCAUUAUUGCAAUUUCUUGAUCAUAUUUUAUUUUUAAUGUUAUUCAACGGAUUUUCUCUUUAUUUGUCGCCCCUAUAUUAUGGGAAUGUGCCAUAUAUGUUAAAGAUAGAUAUAUAUUAAUAUUCUACAAAAAUGAUUGUUUUUGGAGCUUUUGUUAAAUAUGUAACUGGUGGCGCAUUCAAGGUCUUGAAUGUGAACUAUUUCAAAAGCUAUUAUUCUGUAUCUCUCCAUAAACUAAUUAAGAAAAAUAAACUUGUGAUUGUCUUUGA